Molecule: messenger RNA, 606 nt
Organism: Acytostelium subglobosum LB1
Lineage: Eukaryota; Evosea; Eumycetozoa; Acytosteliales; Acytosteliaceae
Exons: 1
Coding region: 1-606 (201 amino acids)
Source: RefSeq, a predicted model, not a curated record
AUGGAUGAAGUGAUCGAUGAUGUUGAAGUUGAUGUUGAAUGUGAUCGAUCAUCGCACAAACUCAGUGAUGAUGAACUGUUGUCGCUGAUCAAUGAUCAGUUACAACAACCUGUACAACGACCACCUUAUCUAGAGCCUUCGUCACCGCAUCUUCAAGCAUGUCAGAUCAAUGCAGACACCCGCUUAUUGAAUGCGAUCAAAACACAGCUCAAAUCAUGCUUCCAUAUCAUUACACCCAAGCUGCCUCAACCAGAGGACGAGGCAAUGGAGAGGGCAAUCGAAGCAUUCUUCAAGAUCCCUUCACUUCAGAACUGCUCACGCGAGGAGUUCACGAAUCGUGCCUGCUCCCACUUCAAUGAUCAACAUGGACUUAACGUCUUUGUCUGCUACACCGCUCAUCAAUGCGAGCAUUACGAUCGCCAUUUCCACUUCAAGCUAAGAUCAGGAUUUAUUAGUGGCCCAACUGGAUUCGAUAUAUACGUUGGCGUGCCUGGUCGCAGUCCAAACAUCAUGGUUGGUACCAAUAAUGGUGAUGGAGGAUCGAUCAACUGGGGAUACUCUGGACGUAAUUGCAACAGAGAUGGUAUGACUAUCAAGUUCCUGUAG